CUCUCGAGCGCGGUCAACGACCAUGUCACUCUUGACCAAGAUAGCACACAACAACCGCCUGUCGCUCGCAACCCGCGACAUCAAGCAGCUCCAGGAGAUCAUCAGCUCGGAACGUCGCCUCGUCGAGCAGACUCAGCGCCUUGCGUCCGAGCGGGACAAGGCGAGCACGACGCUGCGAGAGUGGGGCAAUGCAGAAGGUCCCGACCUCGAAGACGUCCUCGGCAAGGUGUCGGUCCUCCUCGAGUACCUCUCCAAGGCAGAGCUCACUUUCGCCGAUCACAACAGCAACUAUCGUCUGCGCUUCAAGGAGAUCCGCUCCAAGGAGGAGAAUCUGUCGGCGCUCAAGAAGUCGCGCGACUCGCUCGCGGGCCGCAUCGACGCGCAGGAGCGCAAGGUCAGCAAGAUGAAGGACGAGAACAAGGACCUGCCGACGCAGCGACAGCGCCUGCGCGACAUGCAGCAGGAGAUGAUCGGCCUCGAGAACACGGUCCUCGUCGACGAGACUCGGCUGAGCGACUUCAAGCGCACGGCGACUCGUGAGGCCCUGUCGCUCAAGCUCGGCGCCAUGCUCGAGCUCGCCGAGAAGACGGUCAUCGUCUCUGAGCUCGGCAAGCUCAUCGUCGACAUGCUCCCGGUCGACGAGACCGAGCCCGGCCAGCCUCGCCCGUACUACGAGGGCCACCAGCGCACCGAGGAGCUCCUCGGCGAGGCGCAGCGCUGCCUCCAGGACGUCGUCUUCAACCCGUCGCCGCUCACCGAGGGCAUGUCGCACUCGGCCCAGCACCAGCAGCAGCACCAGCCAGGCCAGUACGAGCACGAGUACCAGCAGUACGGCGACGGCUCGGCGCACCCGACCAACCAGUUCGACGACUCGGGCAUCCGGGCCGUCAGCCACCCGUCGAGCGAGUUCGGCACGCACACGCCCGGCGGCGGCCAGUGCCUCGACAGCUCGUACUCGUCGCACCAGGCGCCGCAGCAGCACGACCCGCACUCGGGCCCGCAGCUCCAGCCGCUGCCCGACUUUCGCCCUCUGAGCGUCGUCGCGCCCAACAACGGCUCGGACCCGGCGGCGAGGCAGCCCUCGUACAACGACGGCGGCUACGCUGCACCAGAUGCCGCCUCGCCACGCUCGCCGACCGGGCCCGCCGACAGCUACGGCUCGCGCGCGCCAAUGCUCGCCGCGCCCGCGCACGACGAGCGGUACAACCCGGACCGCUCGAGCCUCGCGUACAUGGGCGAGGCGCCGACGAGCCCGUCGUCGUACCAGCAGCACCACCGCGAGCCGGCGGUCCAGGAGGAGGACGAGCGGGCGCUCGACGGCAACGACCACGCGCGCGAGGUCGCCGAGCGCGAGGCGCAGCAGCACCGCGACUACGAGCAGAGCGCGCAGCAGCACUAUCAGCCCGAGCAGCAGUACGAGGCGUACCCGUACUCGCCGCCCGCCGAGCACCACGAUGGGCAGGCCGGCCUCGGCUCGGCGCCGGCUCACGGCGACGAGCACGACGACGGCGUCGCUCGCCGCGACAUGCACGGCGAGAUGCCCACGAGCUCGGUCCCGUUGAGCCCCAUCACCGAGAUGCCGACGCCGGCGCCCGACCAGCUCGCCGCAGGCUCGGCGCAGCAGUUCUCCCAGGAGCACCCUCCCGCGCCGAGCACGCCCGUCACGCGCUCGCAGGCCGGCUCGUCGCAGGGCCACGGCACCCUCGAGCAUGCGCGUUCGCCCUCGGCCGAGUCGCGCUACCGCCGCCAAGCCGCCGGCGACGCCGACCCGUACUCGUCUCCUGUCGCGCCCGCCGCCCCGGCCUACUCGGCGCACGCCCCGUCGCACGUCGUCGACGUCCCGAGCGGGCCCACCUCGCCGUCCGGGCCGACCUCGCCCAUCAACCCGGCGUUCGUCCACCAGCCGGCGCCUUCCUCGCUCGCGCCCUCGACUUUCGAGCCCGCCCCGCUCGCGCCCAAGUCGAGCGGCGACCGCCGACCGAUCCAGCUCCGCCAGCCGUCGGGCGAGGCGUCGCUCGGUUCCAAGUACGGCGACGUGUUCGUCCCUGCCCGAGCCGGCAUCGACGGCGGCGGGCCGUACUCGCCGGCGCAGCCGAGCCCGCGCAUCGCCUCGUCGUCCAACCCGGCCGACGCCGGCCUGUCGGGCUACUUUGCGCCGCCGUCGUCGAACGGCCCGCCGUUGACGCCCGGCGGCGGCGGCGGCGACCAGAAGCGCACAAUCGCCGCGAGCGCGUUCCGCCGCCCGCAGCAGGCGCCACCGCUGCAGCAGCCGCAGUACGGCGCGCCUGGUGCGGCCGGCUCGCGGUUCUCGGCGUCUGGGUAUCAGUACGACCCGGCGGCGGCGGCAGCUGCGGCGGCGGGGCUGGGCCCGAGCGAGAGCGAGCGCAUCGCCGCGCAGUGGCGCGACGCGGGUCCCCCGCCUGAGGGUUACCUCGGCGGCGAGGCGCAGGGCGCGCAGGUGCCGAGCUUCGACACGAGGCCGCUGCAGGUCAACAAGCAGCGGCAGGGCAGCAUGCCCGGCCCCGGCGGCGUCGGCAGGAGCGGAACCCUCCCGCAACACCUGAACGGCUCGCACGGCCGUGCGCCCUCGCUCGGCGCCGUCGAGCAGGCGCCGUACGGCGAGCCUCGCACGUCGAGCGAGGGCCUGCCGCGGCCCGCCCCGCCCGUCGGCUACGCGCCGCCGUCCACCGUGCCCCUGAGCCCCAGCUCGCAGGGCGGGUUCGCGUCGGACCGGUACGUGACGAGGCUCGACUGAGCGAGGUCGAGGUGGAAGAUGCGCGUGAAUCUACGUCGAGUCGCUGUCCAUACCCUUUGUUACCCCUACUCUCGUAGCUCUACCUCUCUGUCUGUGUCAUCCUAUUGUCCUGUCGCGA
Molecule: messenger RNA, 2873 nt
Organism: Rhodotorula graminis WP1
Lineage: Eukaryota; Fungi; Basidiomycota; Microbotryomycetes; Sporidiobolales; Sporidiobolaceae
Exons: 7
Coding region: 23-2755 (910 amino acids)
Biological process (GO): eisosome assembly; negative regulation of protein kinase activity; endocytosis
Cellular component (GO): plasma membrane; eisosome filament
Molecular function (GO): lipid binding
Source: RefSeq, a predicted model, not a curated record